Salvia miltiorrhiza (redroot sage) is the source of this 612-nucleotide messenger RNA. Its product is annotated as beta-amyrin 6-beta-monooxygenase-like. Gene Ontology annotation, biological process: sterol metabolic process. The record is from RefSeq and is a predicted model, not a curated record. Gene Ontology annotation, molecular function: oxidoreductase activity, acting on paired donors, with incorporation or reduction of molecular oxygen; monooxygenase activity; iron ion binding. The transcript is spliced from 2 exons. The coding region runs from base 1 to 612 and encodes 203 amino acids. Lineage: Eukaryota; Viridiplantae; Streptophyta; Magnoliopsida; Lamiales; Lamiaceae.
AUGGCGACCUUCAUUCUUUAUGUUCUUCCUCUUCUACUUCUCCCUCUCUAUCUAUAUCUCAUCUUCUUCACCCCCAAAAAGAGCUCCGACGAUCUGAAAAACCUACUUCCCGGCUCCAAGGGCUGGCCAGUUCUCGGAGAAACCGUGGAGCUGGCCUUGGUAGGCUUAUCCAAAUUCGUUGUUGGGGGAAAAUCUAGUGGUUUUCUGCGGUGCAAAAGGGUGUUCAUGGAGAAGCUGUUGGAGCCCUUCUCUCAGAUGGCUAGUGGGCUUAUUUCCCUGCCUGGGACAGCCUUCAACCGCGGCGUCAGAGGAGGCAAGGCGGUGAGGGGCCAGCUAUUGAGGAUCGUAGAGGAGAGGAGGAGGAAGGGGAGCGAGGGAGGAGACUGCUGGCUUUCCAAGCUGCUGCUUUUAACUGAUGAAGAUGGCAAACAUCUGAGUGAUAGGAAGAUUGCUAAUUUCUUUCUUGGUUUGCUGCUGGGUAGCUACGAGGCCACUGCCUAUACUAUAACUGCUGUCAUAUAUUAUCUUGCUCAACUUCCACACAUUUAUCAACAAGUUUUUGAAGGUGAGAAUCGGAUCGAUCGUCUCUAUUUGCUGCUUGGGAUCCUCUAG